AAACAUGUCAGCAAUAACUGUCAUCGAGGUGAAGAAGUGGCAAAGUGCUUAAAUGAAGAAAUGGAGAAGGUACUACAGAAUAAAGACGACGGGAACGAGAUGGAGCCCGAAAAGGAAACUGCGAUAACACCCGAAACAUUAAAGGUGGUUGAAGAAAAUUGCCGCAAAAUAACAAACGAGACUUGUGUCAAACUGUGUAUAAUGAAGAAAUUAGGAGUUAUAGAUGAGCGCGGAUGGUACGUGGAGAGUAAAGGGACAGAAUUCAUAAAGAGUAUAUUUCCUACAGAUGUAAUCAUAGACAACCAAGAAUCGAUAUUUCAGCAAAUAGCUCAAACAUGCAACCGUGUAAACAAACAUGUCAGCAAUAACUGUCAUCGAGGUGAAGAAGUGGCAAAGUGCUUAAAUGAAGAAAUGGAGAAGGUAUUACAUAACAACAACAACGGGAAGGAGACGGAGCCCGCAGAGAAACCCUUGAUAACAUUCGAAAUAUUAAAAGAGGUUAAAGAAAAUUGCCGCGAAACAACAAACAAGACUUGUUUGAAGCUGUGUCAGAUGGAGAAAUUAGGAAUUAUAGAUGAACGCGGAUGGUACGUGGAGAGUAAAGGGACAGAAUACAUGAAUGUGAUAAAUAUACAGAUGGCAAUUCCUACAGAUAUGAUCAUAAACAACCAAGAAACUCAAUUUUACCAAAUCGCAAAAGAAUGCAACCGUGUAAACAAACAUGUCAGCAAUAACUGUCAUCGAGGUGAAGAAGUGGCAACGUGCUUGAUAGAUGAAGUGAAAAAGGAAUGGGCAAAUUAUCAAAAAACAUUCAAAGAGAUGUUGGAUGUUUGCGAGAAACAGACUUGUCCAGAGCUGUGCGUCUUUGACAGAUCCGGAUUUUUAAAUGAGAACGGACACUACGCCCAGCACGAAAUGAUGAGAUGGGUCAGGUAUUGGGCCUUCAAAACGCGUGGACUGAUCACCGAAACUGAAGCAAACGAUAUCGCAAAAAAAUGCAUCAGAAAGAACAAGCGUUUCACUGAGGACUGCGAUCGAGCUCAAGAAAUCUAUGAAUGUUUACGAUUGCGCGCAAAAAAUCCGAAAUAAUGUAUUUACUUUUUUUUCCGUGCUACGGGCUACGGCGUAGCAAUAAUGCUACAGCGUACGAAUAUACAGUUAAAUAACAUCUAGUACUUUAAAAAAUCAAAGUUCAAUAACUAAAUAAUAGGACAACUAAUAUUAACUACUUGAAACAUGUUUUGUAACCCCACAAAUAUAAAAAAUAAAUAAACAUGUAAAACUAUUUUGACGACAACUUGGCAAUGUAUUAAAUGUAAAACAAUACUUUCGAUAUGUAAAUUUCUGAGUUUUUGGCAAUGUAUCAAAUAUAAUACAUAACAGUUUCAUGUAUGGUUCUGUGUAUUUAAUGUUUUUAAAUUCGAACGCGUUGUAAAUAUUUAUGCACUAACAGAUAGUAAAUGCAUCAAAGUGUAGAUUAUGGAAAAUAUAUCAAUGUAAGAAAUAAAUGCAAAACUAGCAGUGCGAACCGAAAUCUGUGGUUUCCGUGGCGCCAUGUUGAUUAUUACUAAUUAAUUUAUAAUGACACUUGUGUCCAUUAUUUUUUUCUAUAAGAAAGGAGGGUAGAUCGACAUAUUGAUGGCAGAAUUAUUUUGUUAGGUAGUAAAAUUAAUCUGCUAGUUUUUUUAAAGUUCCAUGUAUCACUGGUGUUACAAUGCCAAGAUAAGGGUUAUUGAACUCUCAACACCCAAUAUAGCCUCCAAUAGCAGUUGAAGAAUGUGACUGGUCUACUGGCGCCCCUCGUCAAAGCGCAGUAUAACGAAAAUAAACUAA
This is a messenger RNA of Cydia splendana, 1833 nucleotides long. RefSeq lists its product as uncharacterized. Gene Ontology annotation, molecular function: odorant binding. The coding region runs from base 61 to 1089 and encodes 342 amino acids. NCBI's taxonomy places the organism in Eukaryota, Metazoa, Arthropoda, Insecta, Lepidoptera, Tortricidae. The record is from RefSeq and is a predicted model, not a curated record. The transcript has 12 exons.